UGUGGACACACACACACACACACACACACACACACACACACACACACACACGUUCAGAAGCCUCCAUCUACCCCAAGCCUGUGCCCUGACCCUCUUACUUCUUGCCCCUCCUGGAGCCCACUGCUGGGAAGCCCCUGGCUCCUCAGCCCCUCCACCCACCUUCGGGAAAAACGCUUCUGGCCCCCCCUCUUCCCCCCCCCCCCCCGUUUUCCUUCCUGAGAGUUGGUCCACCACGUUCCAACCUCUGCCCUCUGCUCAGGAAGCUGGCUGCCCUCCUGUGCGCCUGGCACAGUAAGGGCAGGAGGGCGUGGGCUGAGCCUGAACCCUGCCCCUACCCCUCAGCCUGGCCCUCCUCCGUCCUCACUUAUCUCCCAGCUGCAGCUGCAGACGCUGUGCCCGGGUGAAAGGGAGCCAUGGGGAACUGCCUACAGCCGGUGAGUACUGCCAGAGCCUGGACCCCAGACUCCAGGCUCCAGAGCAUGAGAUCCCAGACCCUGAUCCCAGAGCCUAGACCCCAGACUCUGCACCGCAGUCCCAUCUUCCUCUGUCCAGCUCAGUCUUCUCCUCAUCUGACUCUUCACCCCAUACCCCACCCCGGGUCCCCAAGAUGCCCAUCUGCUGCUGUCCCACAGGAGACCACAGGCAUUGCUGCCAACUUCAGCCAGUGGGACUGGGAUGAAUUCUGGCCUGAGAUGGAGAUGAAUGAGUCGUACUACUCGGAGAACAUGAACGACAGUGACAUGGCCUCAGCUGCCCCUUGCUACUCCUGCAACCUGCUAGAUGCAUCCUCACUACCCUUCUUCCUGCUGUCCAGUGUGCUGGGCCUGCUGACCAAUGCUGCCUUCCUCCUCGCCCUCCUCUGGCCACUCUUCCAUGGGCAGCGCUGCACUGACUGGCCUGUACUGGCACAGCUGGCCAUGGGCAGUGCCCUCUCCAGCCUGGCACUGCCCCUCCGGGCCCCAGGCUUGGGUGGUGCCCGCCCAGUCCCCUUGUGCCAUCUGACCCACAUAGCCUGGUACAGUGGGGCUUUUACUCAGGCACUGCUGAUCGUUAGCCGGGCCUGUCUGGGGUCCCGGCUGGGUGUGAGCCAGUCCCGGUACCUGUUACUGGGGUACUCGGUGGGACUCUGGGUCACAGCCACCCUCCUAGGGUUGCCUAAUGCCUUGACCAGCGACUCCUCCUCUGGAUACUGCGCCCAGAGCCAGGGUUGGGGGGCACUGUACUCUGUGCAUGUUGCCUUCUGCUGGUGCCUCUUUGUCAUGCUCCCCCUGGGCCUGGUGUGUGUCAAGGGGCUGCAGAAAGCCCUGGACAAGGGGCCAUACCCACAAGUGGAUGUUCUGUGGGUCUGGUUCAUUUUCUGGGGGCCAUAUGGGGUGAUGCUGGGUGUGGACUCCCUGAUGAGGUCCCGGGUUGUGGUCCUGCCCUCAUGCCAGGCUCAGCAGGUGCAGGACCUGCUGCUGCAGCUGGCAGAAGGCCUGACCAUGCUUCACUGUGUGGCCACCCCCAUGCUGCUGGCCCUGGCCUGCCACCAGGCCACCCGCCUCAUCACCCCAACACUGCCACUGGCCCCGUAUCCCUACCCAAAUACCCCUGUCGGCAAGUCUUAAAGCAAUAAAGUCUAUGCUGCUC
Messenger RNA from Suncus etruscus (white-toothed pygmy shrew), 1629 nucleotides. RefSeq names its product atypical chemokine receptor 1 (Duffy blood group) (gene ACKR1). Gene Ontology annotation, molecular function: C-C chemokine binding. The record is from RefSeq and is a predicted model, not a curated record. The transcript has a single exon. NCBI's taxonomy places the organism in Eukaryota, Metazoa, Chordata, Mammalia, Eulipotyphla, Soricidae. Gene Ontology annotation, cellular component: membrane. Bases 414 to 1607 code for a protein of 397 amino acids. Gene Ontology annotation, biological process: inflammatory response; chemokine-mediated signaling pathway; regulation of chemokine production.